Messenger RNA from Rodentolepis nana, 1221 nucleotides. The record is from the annotation of a GenBank genome assembly. Lineage: Eukaryota; Metazoa; Platyhelminthes; Cestoda; Cyclophyllidea; Hymenolepididae.
AUGAAAUUCACAACUGAGAUCCUAAAUUUUGAUGAAGACUUCCUACCUAACUUUGCAAAUAAGUUCAAUCUAUUGCGACAAGAAAGGAGCCUAAUUGAUUUGAAUAUACUAACCAAAGGCGGCACUUCUAUUCCUGCCCACAAACUUGUCCUUUGUGCACAAUUCCCAGGAAUAAAGAAGAGUAUCUUAGAGAGCAAACAUUCAAACCUCUCAAAUUGGAGUCGUUUUCCAUAUGAUAUUGUUAUGGCAGCCGUCGAUUUCGCCUACACUGGUGAAAUAAUCAUAAAUGUUGAAAACGUAUUGGGGAUAUAUCUGAUGGCCCACAAUCUUGGCUGCAGACAGCUGAUUGACUGGACCACGGAGUUCAUCAAGACAAGACUUGAUCGACUUGAUUUGAUGAAGGUUUGGUCGGCAGCAAACGUCACUUCAAACAAUGAUCUCAUUGGCGUGUGCAUACCAAGGGUUGCGUGCGAUUUUGAGAGAUUAGCCUCCAGCCAGCCCUUCCUUCAACACGUAGGUGUUGACCAACUUCAAACCUUACUGCAAAGUCCCUGGAUAUGUGAUGGAAUAGAAACAUUGAAAUUCAAGACAAUCUGCACAUGGUUGCAUGCAUCCUACUUAAAUGACGAACACGUUAAAAUCGAGAAGCAUUUCCGUCCUCUUCUCAAGUUGAUCGACAUGAAGAAAUUGCCAAGAGAGGUUCUAAUGGAAGUGUCAGUUAGUGGAUCGGAUUUCAACUUGUCGGAAAGUGCAAGGUGGAGGAAACUGCCCCCAAUGCCAACACCUAGGUCUUCCACAGGAGCAGCACAUAUACCCGGUGUUGGUGACAUAGUUGUUGGUGGGUGGACAAAAACUGGAAAUUCAGGAAAGUCAAUCGACAAAGCGGAAAUCUUUUUGACAACUUCAUCGCCUCUUGGACAUGCAGGCAGUUGGUGUGAAAUCACUCCCAUGCUUCUUUCGAGGCAACGUCCAAACGCAGAAUUUUUCAAUGGAAGUGUAUAUGUCGCCGGUGAUAGUAAAUUAAUAAAUCCAACUUAUUCUGUGGAGAUGUUGUCCUUAUUUACUGAAGGACCUCCCCAGUGGACCGAAGUGAUUAAACCCACUUUUAAGCUACUCUCGUUGAUCUCUUUUAAUGGGAGUCUUUUGUUUGGUUAAAUUACGAGUUGUCAACAACAGGAUUAUCUUCUCUCAAACAGGCAAUUGAUUAAUUUGAAAAUAUGA